Molecule: messenger RNA, 1879 nt
Organism: Klebsormidium nitens
Lineage: Eukaryota; Viridiplantae; Streptophyta; Klebsormidiophyceae; Klebsormidiales; Klebsormidiaceae
Source: the annotation of a GenBank genome assembly
UCAGCUGGAGCUGAAACGGCUGGACACCGAUUCUGAAACAGCGUCAGUUGAGGAGAGGGUCGAUGAGGGUCUUCUGGGAGAUGAGGAGAGCAACAUGAAGGGAGAGGACGGAUCGAUCGAGAGAGCCUUCAGUACGAAAGGUUCAGACUUUCACAACCGUGGUGCUGAUUCUUCUAGAGCGGCGGUGCCAGCAUCAAAAGAAAAUCGUGAUCCAAGUCAAACUGUCAGUCCCUUUGAGCAUAACAAGGCGCUAGAAGAAGCCGAAGCUUCUCCAAUCGUGCGCCUCACACACCGGGCCAAAACCGAGCGCCCACCCCCCCCCACUUCCGUACACAGUCCCUCCCCCCCUGGAACGAUAUCCCCCUUCUCGAGCCUAGACCAUGAGCAUCUUCUGGCAGCUGACGCGGCAAGGCGCGCUUUGAUCAGCUCGUCCAAAAUCGCCCUGGGUGGGUCGACAAUUCCUCUGGGUUAUUACUUUGCGGAGAUCGCACUCGGCACCCCCCCGCAGCGGUUCCAAAUGAUUGUAGACACUGGGAGUGCGAUCAUGUACGUACCAGCGAAGGAGUGCGUCAGCUGUGGGAGGGGUCACGAGAGCCCUCCAUAUGACCACGGGGCAUCUUCUACGUAUUCACUUUUGCUCUGCUCCGCCGCGACGUGUGCGGGUUCCACGCCCGCCACGUGUCCGUCCCCCGACAGCCCUUGCCUGUAUCAGCAGCACUACUCGGAGGGAAGCAGCACAUCGGGAACGGUCGCGAUUGACGUUCUCUGGUUGCCUGGCGUUACGGGCGCUUCGAAAAUCAUGUUUGGGUGCGAGACUCGAGAAACGGGUCUCCUCUACACUCAGGCGGCCGACGGUAUCAUCGGUCUGGGGCGGGGACCCGGUUCUAUAAUCGCUCAGUUGGCGCAGCAGCGCGCGGUAGAGGACGCGUUUUCGCUCUGCUUCGGGGGCGUCGAGGGCGGAGGCGCAAUGGUUUUUGGCUCGGUCGGCGUCCUACCGGGCACCGUUUGGGUGCCGAUGCUGCCGCAAACAAGUAUGGAAUCGAUGUACUUUGCGGACGUCUACGGACUCCAGGUGGGCGGUUCCGCCGUCAGCUUGGAUUCCGGGUCCGUUCCGGUCACCGCGAUGGUCGACAGCGGAACCACGUACACUUACCUCCCCUCCGUGUUGUAUGGCCCCCUGGUGGCCCGGCUCCUUCAAGCCAUUCCACUUUCGCUCGUGCCGGUGCCGAAGCGGAGCCUGUCAGCUGCGUGCUGGGGAAAAGUGACGAGUUUGAUAGGCCCCUCCUCGCCCUUUCCCACCAUGGGCUUCGUCUUCGCAAAUGGAGUUGUGGUGGAGCUUCCGCCGGACAACUACCUCUUCAAGCACCCCAGCUUGGGCGGCGCCUAUUGUCUUGGCAUCUUUUCCAGCGGGCAGCACGGAGCAACGAUCGGGGGCAUAAGCGUCCACAACCUGCUCGUAACCUAUGACCGCGCGCAUCAGCUAUUCGGCUUCGCGCGCCUCAACUGCUCCGCGAUGGCCGACGGCUCGCUAACCCUGCCCAAACCCCAAACCUCCUUCCCUAACCUAAACGCUCCCAACAAAACCCGAUACGCCAACACGUCCGCGCCCACGUACGCGCGCAUCCCCUUCCGCACCGCUAACAUGCCGGCGAUGAAUGCGUCAUCGCUGGCGUCAGCGCGCGCGCGCGACCCGGUUCCAAACCCCUGGGCGGCGACGCUCGAGGGGCUGCUGUACGAUGAAUCCCCAGCGCCCGUUCCGGCAAGCGGAAUGGGGAAAAGCCCCCCGGAAACGGAGCCCCCGGGAACCGCGGAAAAAGCCGACGGUUCAGCACAGGGGAACGAACCGGUGACAGGCGCUUCGACCGGGCACGAAAGGUGA